Molecule: messenger RNA, 3060 nt
Organism: Megalopta genalis
Lineage: Eukaryota; Metazoa; Arthropoda; Insecta; Hymenoptera; Halictidae
Gene: Nbr
Product: exonuclease mut-7 homolog
Biological process (GO): nucleobase-containing compound metabolic process
Molecular function (GO): nucleic acid binding; 3'-5' exonuclease activity
Source: RefSeq, a predicted model, not a curated record
CAAUUUGAGCUCAUGAACAUUAAAAAUUCCAAUAAGAAUUUCAUCUCUAAUACAUUUCGUGCCGUUGCUUUGAAAAUAUAGAUCAAUGGUUUUUUCUCUUUCCCUAUGAAGUGCAUUAAUCAUCCCCCAAAAAAACACGACCGUUGGACACAUGAAAUCGUAGGUCACGACAAUUCAAUUGUUUUCAACAUUCAACAUUUUUUGAUACCUUGGUAAAGCACACAGACUUUCCUAGAAUAUAUUAUUGUAUAAGCGAUGGAAAAUCAAAUAGGAAAACCAACGUACCGAAUAGUAAAUUGCCAUGAGAAGGAUGAUGGUUUACAGUAUUUUAUUACGAUAGACGAAGCGACAAAAGAAUGGAUUCAACACUUGGAACAUAUAUGGAAACUGUGGAAAAUGUGUGAUGGCAUAAAAGCAGCACUGGUGGAGUAUUUUUCAACUGCACCAAAUCCAUACUUAAGUGCAUUAAGAAUUGUAGUAAAUAUCGCAGAUUUUAAAAAAGCAACACGUAAACCGUCACUAGUGUAUACAGUUAUAGAAGAACUUGCAAGCUGGCUGAAGUCAGAAAAAGAAAGAUAUAAAGAAUUUUUAGUAGUAGAUUUAAAAAUAGCUGUAUUUCGGCUAAUAGCUGAGCAUACAAGUAUGGAAUUAUUCCAAUUAUUUGCAAAUACAUACGAAUUCUUAGAGGAUAAAGAAAUUUUUCUUACUUUUAUUGAGGGAAUGAUUGCAGAAAAAAGGUUUAAGCCAGCUGCACAAUAUGCAACUGUAUUAAAAUUACAAAAAAGAUUUAUAGAUGUAGAGGUUUUAUUGUUACCACUUAUUUUACAAAAUAAGUUGUCGCUUGUCGAUGAAUUUAUAGCCGGGGAGCCAGAGCUCCAAAUAUCUUUGGUCCAGUACUUGGACAGUUUAAUCACUUCCGAUAUGAAUAUGAAAUUAAUUAAAUUUAUUUCAGAACAUAAUAUACCGGAUAUAAAAAUAUCAACUACAGAGUGUAAACCAAUGAUUAAAUUGGUGGCACGUUUUGUUAAAUUACACAAUCUGCCACACAGUAUUUGUCAAAAUGUAAAUGAUAAACGAAACGAAGGUGCUUUGCACUUUCUCAUUCACAAACGUUAUAGUGAUUAUAGUUUAAGUCAAGCAAGUUGGAGGGAAAUGGCUCAGGAAGCCAUCGGAAACAACAAAAAAUUACAGCUUGACUUAUUAAGAUUACUAGUGAAUGUAAAGGAUGCUAGAGAAGGUUUAUAUUGGGCUAAAAAAUUUGAUAUACCUAAACAACAAUGGCCGUGGGCCAUUACAUAUGAAGCUGAACAAAUAGAAGCCAACGAAAUGAAUCAAGGAGCUUCUACUAGCAAAGAAGAAACGCAUGAUUGGUAUAACAGUGAUUCCAUAAAUUAUCACGAACUAUGCUUAGAAAGGAAUUGCGUCACUGUGGUAGAUAAUUCACAAAAAUUUGAAGAAUUUCUUGAUAUUGGUUUGAAAGACGUUUUUAUAGUGGGAAUUGAUACUGAAUGGAAACCAAAUUUUGGUUCAACACAAACGGAGUUAGCACUCAUACAAAUCGCAACAGAGUUUAAAGUUUAUAUUUUAGACGUAACCGUCAUGGCAAAUACGGCAAAUGAUUUAUGGUCGGAGCUCGAAUUAACAUUGUUCGAGAAUCCAAACAUAAUUAAACUUGGUUUUGGCAUAAAACAUGAUUUGGAUAUGAUACGUGCUCACUUGCCGUGUUGUGCAAAUGUACGAGGAUACCUCGACAUUGUGCAUUUGUGGCAAAAGUUAGUAGACGAAUAUAAGUUUGUAUUCCCAAACAGAACAGAUGAUCCAUUUUUCAGAAAAAAUCUUAGCAAGCUCGUGGAGCUUUGCUUUGGGCAAGGACUUAAUAAAUCAGAUCAGUUCUCUAAUUGGGAACAACGACCCUUAAGAGAAGGGCAAAUCAUAUAUGCAGCGCUCGAUGCAUAUUGUUUAUUGGAAAUAUAUAAUGUUUUCGAAACUCAAUGUGCUCGACUAAAUAUACCGUUUAGGAAUAUAUGCUUGGAAAUACAGAACAUUCCACAUAAAACUCUAAAAAAAAGUACAAAGUCACAUACGGAUAAGCCGCGUGUACCAAAAAUUGAAAUACAGAAGUAUUACUGUGAAGAUUCCAGACAGAGAUGCGCAACAUCGAAACCACAAGCACUUAUGAAAGUGGACACCUCUAUAAAUAGUAUGCCAUUUGCACAAGCAAAUCCGUUACGAAAGUUGAGGCAAACAAAAACACCAAUCUACGAGUGGAAAGUGAUUUGUGAUUCAAUACUAUCUGCCUUGUGUACCAAGUUACGAACAUGUGGUUGUGAUUGCAUUCGUUUACCAAUCGAUGCUGCCAUACAUAGAGCACAACGUGAUGACAAAUUACUGUUAAUAAGUAGUACCAAUAAGGCUGCACUACCACCACAUGGCGUAAACUAUUUUGUUGUGUUUGAUAACUUGCAAUUACAACAAUUACUAUCUUAUCAUGGUGUUUUUGUCACUAGAAGGGAUAUAUUUUCCCGUUGCAAAGUUUGCAAUAGCUUGGAAUUUACAAAAAUUUCGAGGACAGUAAUGAAUCAACUUUUUGAAAGGUAUAAUAGACGGAACGGCGUGAAAAUUAGUAAUAAUAAUUUUGAUACACCGACUUUGUCGAACAAUUUUAUGUAUUGUACGAUCGAUGAACGCCGAUGGAUGUUAAGUAACAAUGCCAUAAAUGAGGACACGUGUACGACCAAGUAUAACGUACCUAUUAAGCUCAGAGAAAUAUCGACAAAUUUCUUAAAAACGGAACCAUACUUUUAUGUUUGUCAAAGAUGUGGAAAAGUAUACGAUUUGGGAAGGGUUUUCGAAAAAACGCUACAUCUUUACAAAGAUAUUAUUGUUGAUACCUAAGUCUUAUUUACAUAUGACAUACUGUCGAGGCUGUACUCAAAAUCGAAGAAUGCACAAAUCAAAAAUGAUAUUCGUUGAUCUGAGUCAGUGGCAACUGUUCCUACCGUGUUAUGAUGUUGGUCAUUAGCGUAUUAUUAUAUUUAGUCUUGAUAAUUGCUACUUUUU